UUAAGAAAGUGAUCAGCUGACAAUACUCCCGUGACUUUUACGUCAUUCAACUAUCCGAUUAUAUUGGCAAACGAUUCGUUAUCAUUAUAUUCAGUGUCUUUGAGAAGGUAUUUCUGUCCUAUCGGAAUUGUUCAUACUGUGAAAUUAUUGUGAGGGUAGUAUUGAUCCGUUUGUGCUCUGUGGUGGAUUUGGCAGCUAUUUUCUCUCUGUGUGUGUGAUCUACCGUUACCUGUUUUCCACUUUGCAAUAAACAAAAUGAAGUUAACGACUAGUUGCAUCUUCUUAAUAUUGUUGAUUACUAGUGGAUUUUGUGAUGAUGCAAUUACCACAUCAAGUCCAACAGAGACUAUUAAUAUGAGUGCAGAGACAGUUACAACUACAACAGAUUCAACUACACAGUCAACAUCUCAACAACCAGAUACAACUCCUAGUACAACUACAAAUCUUCCAACAACUGGUUCAACUGAACCACCUACAACUACCACAACUAUUAAGCCAACUACAACAUCUCAACCCGAUACUACUACACCUUCUCCUAGUCCUACAAUUUUACCACCAUCAACUACAACUAAAUCACCUAAACCACCUACUCCUGUCGAAGGUUCAUGGAAUGUUACAGAAGGUAACCUGACUUGCAUUAGAGCAGAUCUAGAAAUUAGAUUCCAGAUCAUUGUCCAGGAUCGUGUAGAAUAUAUUGCUUUAUCUCCAAAUGCUACUAGUAGUGGAAAUUGCAAGUUAUCGGAUACGACUCAAGAACUGGAAUUAGAAGAUUCGAAUUAUAAAUUAACAAUGAUAUUCGAGAAAGAUUCUACUAACGCAUACCUGCGAAAUAUUACUUUUAACUAUAAUCUACCUGAUGGUUCAGGUCUGGUAUAUAACGAUACCAAGCUCUUCUCUGUUAAGAUUGGUAACUCGUACAUGUGUGACAGUUCAAAUGAUGUAAUCUUCCGAAAUGUAACUAUGGAAGUCUUGCGUAUUCGCAUCCAGGCUUUUGGAAGUAUUGGGAAUAAAGAUUUUGGUAUUGCUGAAAAAUGUGAAGCCGAUAACACUGUUAAUGACAUGGUUCCCAUUGCUGUUGGUAUUGCUCUUCUGGUUUUGGUAGUAGUUGUGCUCAUUGCCUACUUUGUUGGACGCCGAAGAAGUCGUCAAAAGGGUUACCAAUCCGUUUAAGAUUAGUUGGCUAUUAUAAAGUCAAACCUUCUUUUUAAAGAAUCGUACCUACGGUUACAGUUCAAGCAUAGUCUUACUAUGCAACAUUUGGUUUACUGUGAUGAAACUACAUAGAUUUAUUUUCUGGACUUGAAUAUGAAGUGUUAAAUUCCGUAGGGACCAUAAAAUGCUCUCUAAUAGCACUGAAUUGUGUUUCCAAGCUUGAGCUCUAUGUUCAGACUGUUUAUUUGUCUUAGUACUGUUCUUAAAUAUAAAUUUUAAAUCUUGUAAAUAUUUUAAUUCCAAUAGCAAUCCAAGUUUCCUUUUGUUUUUAUCUUGGAAACUAGUAGUAUAACUUUCGAUAUUAAUGUCGAAUACUUGUACAUAAGAAUCAUUAUGCUUGAUGUCUCACUUUGACUUUAUUGUACUUUUUUAACUAAUCAGAUUUAUGCAAUUCCUUGAAUAAAGUUAUUUGUUUAAUUA
Molecule: messenger RNA, 1632 nt
Organism: Argiope bruennichi
Lineage: Eukaryota; Metazoa; Arthropoda; Arachnida; Araneae; Araneidae
Product: lysosome-associated membrane glycoprotein 2-like
Exons: 6
Coding region: 256-1170 (304 amino acids)
Cellular component (GO): membrane
Source: RefSeq, a predicted model, not a curated record